GCAGCAGCUCCGGGCACUGCGGGGCUGCGGGCUCUGGUCCCCGGGAGGCGGGCGCGCCGCCGCCGGUGGCAGAGCUUCUGCUAGCCGGGAUCGUGGGAUUUCUGAGCCAGGAGAUCAGGACUGGUGGAGCUCAGGGAUGGUGAAGUCUGUGACGCUUGGACAGAAGGUGCAGCUGCAGGGCCCAGUAGCUGCUGGAGGAAAGUAAUGGUGUACUUCAAACGCCUCUUGGAAACGAGGAGGAGAGCACAGGCUGGUGCCAGGAGCCAGGAUGCAGGGAUGACGCCUCCGGGGGUCCCGGCCUGCCAGCCGCCCGGGUGCUAGGAGCCGUCCCUGGGCUCCAGCGGGGAGCCCUGCCGCCCAGGGGCAUGGCCAAACCUUUCUUCCGACUCCAGAAGUUUCUCCGCCGAACACAGUUCCUGCUCUUCUUCCUCACUGCUGCCUACUUGAUGACCGGCAGCCUGCUCCUGCUGCAGCGGGCCCGAGUGGCCCUCCUGCAGGGCCCCCGGGCGCCCAGCCCCCUGCAGGCCUUGCCUGUGGCCGCCGUGGCGCUGGGUGUAGGCCUGCUGGAUAGCAGAGCCCUGCACAACCACCGUGUCAGCCCGGAGCUGCUGCUCGGUGUGGAUGUGCUGCGGAGCCCCCUGGCCCGGCCCCGGCCCGGACCCCACUCGCUCCAGAGCCGCAACUCAGAGCUGCGCCAGCUGCGGCGGCGCUGGUUCCACCACUUCAUGGGUGACACCCAGGGACCACCUGCCCUGGGCCCCGAAGCCCCCAGGCCAGCCGCUUACAGCCGAGGCACAUAUGUCGGGUGCUUCAGUGACGAUGGCCAGGAGAGAACUCUGAAGGGGGCUGUGUUUUAUGACCUGAGGAAGAUGACCGUCUCCCACUGUCAGGAUGCUUGCGCUGAGCGGUCCUACGUCUACGCCGGCUUGGAGGCUGGAGCAGAGUGCUACUGCGGGAACCGGCUCCCAGCGCUGAGCGUCGGGCUGGCGGAGUGUAACCGGGAGUGUAAGGGGGAGAAGGGCUCCGUGUGCGGGGGCGUCAGCCGGCUCUCCGUGUACCGUGUGGAAGAGCUGCAGCCAGGCUCCAGGAAGCGGAGGACUGUCACGUAUCGUGGGUGCUUCCGGCUGCCAGAGAAUGUCACACACGCCUUCCCUGCCUCCCUGAUACAGGCCAACGUGACUGUGGACACGUGCGCGGGCUUCUGUUCCCAGAAAGAGUUCCCCUUGGCCAUCCUCAGGGGCUGGGAGUGCUACUGUGCUUACCCCACGCCCCAGUUCAACCUGCGGGAUGCAGUGAAUGGUUCACUGUGCGGCCAGGAGCCCGAGGCACAGAGGCUGGGGGAUUACUGUGAGGUCUACCAGACGCCGGUGCAAGACACUCGGUGCACAGACCGGAGGUUCCUGCCCACCAAAUCCAAAGUGUUUGUAGCUUUGUCAAGCUUCCCGGGAGCUGGGAACACAUGGGCGCGGCACCUCAUCGAGCAUGCAACUGGCUUCUAUACAGGCAGUUACUACUUUGAUGGAACCCUCUACAACAAAGGGUUCAAGGGUGAGAAGGACCACUGGCGGAGCCGGCGCACCAUCUGCGUGAAGACCCACGAGAGUGGCAGGAGGGAGAUCGAGAUGUUUGACUCGGCCAUCCUGCUCAUCCGGAACCCUUACAGGUCCCUGGUGGCUGAAUUCAAUAGGAAAUGCGCUGGGCACCUGGGCUACGCAGCUGACCGCAACUGGAAGAGCAAAGAGUGGCCGGACUUCGUCAACAGCUAUGCGUCAUGGUGGUCCUCGCACGUGCUGGACUGGCUCAAGUAUGGGAAGCGGCUGCUGGUGGUACACUAUGAGGAGUUGCGCCGCAGCCUGGUGCCCACACUGCGGGAGAUGGUGGCCUUCCUCAACGUGUCCGUCAGUGAGGAGCGGCUGCUUUGUGUGGAGAACAACAAGGAGGGCAGCUUCCGGCGGCGCGGCCGGCGCCCCCACGACCCCGAGCCCUUCACACCAGAGAUGAAGGACCUGAUCAAUGGCUACAUCCGGACAGUGGACAAGGCCCUGCGUGACCACAACUGGACCGGGCUGCCCAGAGAGUAUGUGCCCAGAUGAUAGGCCCCCAGCCUCACCCCGGCCAGGACACAGUCACAGUACCAGCUGCGUACACGCUCGGAGGCUGGCCCACGGCCUCAUGGGGACACAUAGCAACGUCCAUGCAGCCAGACGGAGGGCACGCCAGAUGCUGCCUCAUGCCCAGGGGACCCGACGCAGCCCUUGGCUCCACACUCGCAGACACACACAUGUGCUUGUUGACACGCUGCCCCACACUCACAGUGCCCACAUGGGCACAGCUAAGCCACUCACACAGGGUGCUCCAGGACACUCAGACCCGCUCUUAGACUCACAGAUGCAGUCACACACAGACAUAUACGCACAAAUGCUGGGCUCCGUGUUCCCAGAGGCUGGCUGGCUAUCUC
Messenger RNA from Trichechus manatus latirostris (Florida manatee), 2458 nucleotides. RefSeq names its product WSC domain containing 1 (gene WSCD1). The coding region runs from base 366 to 2093 and encodes 575 amino acids. The record is from RefSeq and is a predicted model, not a curated record. The transcript is spliced from 9 exons. Gene Ontology annotation, molecular function: sulfotransferase activity. Lineage: Eukaryota; Metazoa; Chordata; Mammalia; Sirenia; Trichechidae.